CACCUCAUCCCUCUUCCUGGCGUGCCUGCUGGUGCUAUCGGUCGUGGCCUCGGUCCUUGGGCAUGACCAUGCCGCCGGCGAUGCUCUGCACGCGGAUAUCGUUCACCAUGCCUCGAUCCUCGGGGCUGAUGAGACGGAGCUUCUCUCCGAGAACCCGGGAGUCGUGUUCUUCAUGGUUCACGACUUUGAUUCGGACGGCUUCCUCGACAGCCAUGAGUUCCGUGCGGCCAUCGCCGACCUGAUCGACAUUCGUUCAAUGAGUCUCUCGCAACUGAAUCAGUUGGUCGAGUCGCAUCUCAACAAGGCUGACCGCGACUACGAUGGGCGCCUGUCCUUCGAAGAGUACAUCACCUCCGAGUUCCAUGAGGUGUUUGUCCUGGCUCCGAAGUCCGGCAAGAGCAACUGAUGCCCCCCCCCCCCACUUCCCCCUCCCCCGCUCGCGACCACAUGUCGGGCCACUGUUCCCUUCUUUGGGUGGCUCGGCCUGGGACUGUGCCCGGUCUCCCCCUCCUGCUGCCCGGUGGUCGUGAGUGGGGGACAAAUACAUCGUAUUGUCCUUUCACACACACACACACACACACAC
Fonticula alba is the source of this 583-nucleotide messenger RNA. RefSeq lists its product as hypothetical. The transcript is spliced from 2 exons. Gene Ontology annotation, molecular function: calcium ion binding. The record is from RefSeq and is a predicted model, not a curated record. The coding region runs from base 173 to 406 and encodes 77 amino acids. NCBI's taxonomy places the organism in Eukaryota, Rotosphaerida, Fonticulaceae.